GAAGUUGAAAGUCACCUGUAAAGUCUCCUCACAUUGGUAGUUACCUACAGUUCUGAUGGAAUCAAGUAAAAAAUGAAUUAAUGACAGUUCAGAAGGGGUUCAGCAGAAGAAUCUUUAGAGAGGAUUUCCUUUGAAUAAUCAAAAAUGUUUUUCAAUUUAUUGGAUAAGAGCUGAACUACCAGCCUGUGUGGGACUCCAUAUCCUCUGCUCCACUGCCUUUGGAUGGCAUUUUGACUGCAUCAAGGCCAAGUGACCAGCUGCCCAUGAUGAGUGAUGAGAAGAACCUCGGUGUAUCCCAAAAAUUGGUCUCACCUUCACGGAGCACAAGUAGCUGUUCCUCCAAGCAGGGAAGUCGACAGGACAGCUGGGAAGUGGUGGAAGGACUGAGGGGGGACAUGAAUUACACCCAGGAGCCUCCUGUUCAGAAGGGAUUUUUGCUGAAAAAGCGGAAAUGGCCCUUAAAAGGCUGGCACAAGAGAUUCUUCUACCUGGACAAAGGAAUCUUGAAAUAUGCCAAGAGCCAAGCUGAUAUCGAGCGAGAGAAGCUGCAUGGCUGCAUUGAUGUGGGGCUGUCAGUGAUGUCCGUAAAGAAGUCGUGCAAGUGCAUCGACCUUGACACGGAGGAGCACAUCUACCAUCUGAAGGUGAAGUCAGAAGAAGUCUUUGAUGAGUGGGUAGCCAAACUCCGUCACCACAGAAUGUAUCGACAGAAUGAAAUCGCCAUGUUUCCACGAGAAGUGAAUCACUUUUAUCCGGGGUCCACUAUCACAGAUGCUGCACCUGGGGCAUUUGACUCCAUUUCCAGUAGAAAACGUAGCAGUAUAUCAAAGCAGAAUUCAUUUCAAACUGGAAGCAAUUUAUCAUUUUCUUGUGGUGAGGCUCGAGUUCCAUUAUGGCUGCAGUCUUCAGAGGACAUGGAAAAAUGUUCAAAAGACCUGGCACACUGCCAUGCCUAUCUGAUGGAGAUGAGCCAGCUCCUACAGAGCAUGGACAUCCUGCAUCGGACGUACUCAGCGCCAGCAAUCAAUGCCAUACAGGGUGGAGCUUUUGAAAGUCCCAAAAAGGAAAAAAGAUUGCACAGGAGGUGGCGGUCCAGAGCUAUUGGGAAAGAUACUAAAGGAACGCUGCAGGUCCCUAAACCUUUCUCUGGCCCUCUAAGACUACAUUCCUCCAACCCUAAUUUGUCAACACUAGAUUUUGGAGAAGAGAAAAAUUAUUCUGAUGGCUCUGAAACAUCAUCAGAAUUUUCUAAAAUGCAAGAAGACCUAUGUCAUAUAGCCCAUAAAGUUUACUUCGCUUUAAGGUCAGCUUUUCAUGCCGUAUCGACGGAGAGAGAGAAGCUGAAGCAGCUGAUGGAGCAGGAUGCCUCCACCUCCCCUUCUGCUCAGGCCGUUGGUCUGAAGCACGCCCUGUCAUCCGCCAUAGCGCAAAACACAGAUCUUAAAGAACGCUUACGCAGAAUCCAUGCCGAAUCUCUGCUCCUCGACCCGCCUGCUAUUGCCAAGUUGGGUGACAAUCAGGCAGAGGAAAACUCCAGAGAUGAAAACCGAGCUCUGGUCCAUCAGCUUUCCAGUGAAAGCAGGCUCUCUAUUACUGAUUCCCUUUCGGAAUUUUUUGAUGCACAGGAAGUUCUUUUGUCUCCAAGCUCUUCAGAAAAUGAGAUUUCUGAUGAUGAUUCAUAUGUCAGUGACAUAAGUGAUAACCUUUCUUUAGACAACCUUAGUAAUGAUUUAGAUAAUGAAAGACAAACCUUGGGGCCUGUUCUGGAGUGUGGUGGACAAGGGAGGACCGAGAGAAGGACAUGCCUGCCCGCGCCGGGUCCCAACACCAGCAACAUCAGCCUGUGGAACAUCCUGCGCAACAACAUUGGGAAGGACCUGUCCAAGGUGGCCAUGCCCGUGGAGCUGAAUGAGCCGCUGAACACGCUGCAGAGGCUCUGUGAGGAGCUGGAGUACAGCGAGCUGCUGGACAAGGCCGCACGGAUCCCUAACCCUCUGGAAAGGAUGGUGUAUGUGGCAGCCUUUGCUGUAUCCGCAUAUGCAUCCAGCUACUACCGAGCUGGGAGCAAGCCAUUUAAUCCAGUCCUUGGAGAAACCUACGAGUGUUUUCGAGAGGACAAGGGCUUCCAGUUUUUUGCAGAACAGGUCAGCCACCAUCCACCUAUCUCUGCGUGUCAUGCUGAGUCUGGAAAUUUUGUUUUCUGGCAAGAUGUGAGAUGGAAAAACAAAUUCUGGGGCAAAUCCAUGGAAAUUGUUCCAGUCGGCACAACCCAUGUGACUCUCCCAACUUUUGGAGAUCACUUUGAAUGGAACAAGGUGACCUCUUGCAUCCAUAACAUCUUAAGUGGGCAGAGGUGGAUUGAGCACUAUGGAGAGAUUGUCAUCAACAACCUGAAUGAUGAUUCCUGCCACUGCAAAGUGAACUUCAUAAAGACAACAACCAGUGCCGGCACCCCCUGACCCCAACUCCACCUCUGUCACCUGGACCGGGACCAUGACCCUUCCUGGACUUUCUCCUGCCCUAACUCCCUGAUGAUCUGUCCUCAGUGCACAGCUAGAGGGGCCCUUUAAAAACAUCAUCAUCCACAAAAUGGUUGCAAGUUGGAGACAUUAUGCUAAGUGGAAUGAGGCAGAUGCAAAAGGACACACUGCAUGGUUCCACUUACAUGAGGUCCCUGGAGGGAUCAAACCCACCGAGACAGAAAGCAGAUUGUGGGUGCCAGGACUGGAGGAGGGAGAGAUGGGGAGUUAAUAUUUAAUGGGUGUGAAUUUUCUGUUUGGGAAAAUGAAAAAGUCUUGGAAAGUGGUGACAGUUGCCCAAUAUUGUGACUAUCAUUAAUACCAUUGAAUUUUACAUUUAGGUAUCAUUCAGAUGGUAAACUUUAUGCUUAUAUGUUUUACCAGAAGGAAAGCUGUGCCAUAUCAUAUCCCACUUUCUUUCAAGGCUUUUAUUACCAUCUGAAAUUAGUGUGCUGAUCGUUUCUUUAACUGUUUAUUUUCUGUUCUCCACAUUCUCCUCACCAUCCCCAACUCCAGAAGAGCAAAAGCCUGACCUGUCUUUCUCACUACAUAGCCCUCGUGUAGUACUGGCAUGUGGCAGAGGCUCAUGCUGUUCAGAGAAAGUGGAAAGAUUGGCCAGAUGUAAAAAAUAUGGGGUAGUCUCUUUAUCUUUCCAGCUACCUUUAUUUGAGGUCUUUCCCUACUUUUCCUCUUGGAAUCCUUCUUGCACUUAAAAAUGGUAUGUACUUUAUAUGAUGUCAAAGCAUUAUCCCCCUCAAGAGGUACUUGCAUUUAACUAAGAUCAGAAGACAUGAGCUGCCAGAUGAGGUUUCAGCUACCUGUAACCCGUAGGGGACCCUAUAGAAGAAGCUGAUUGCAGUCAAAUUGGGUCAUAGAGAGACCUACCGUUAGAAAUGACUUACAUUUGGGGCAAAAUAAAAAUGACCCUACCUUGAAAGCUUCACCUCAAGCUCUGCAAAAAGAAGUAAAGAGCACCCUGGAGCAGGCACCUGUGACCCCUGAUCAAGAUGACAGCACCCUAGUUUUCAGUAUUUUCCCGAGGAAAUGUACUCAGGCUCUUUCUCUACUGCCCAGCUGUUCUCAUCCACCCAGAGCCAGAGAAGGGACUUCUGCAGUGAUGAGAGAUGAACAUUGACUGUUCCUCUGGUGUUGAAAAACGGAUGCAUGGUUGCCCAUCAAAUGUGGCAGGGCCCCUCUGGCUUCCCAUCUAGUUGUCAACAUUGGAUUUGUUGGUAAAUAUCUCUAAGAGAAAAAUCUCUCACUUGAGAAUAAAUGAAAGAGCCUAGACAGCGCCUCCACCCCUCUUUCUCCCUCCCUCCAUCCCCUCCCUCCCAUUUUUAUAUAACCGGAAAAUUCAUGUUAAAAUUUCUGCUUCACCUGUGAGAUGCUGCUAUGCCUCGCCCUUCCUUCCCAUUUUUACCAAUCUUGGAGUGGAGAAGCUGCACCACCAGGAUAUGUCCUGAAAAUGCCUUUCGUCAAAGUUAUUAGUUUCCAAGUAUAGAUUGUGUCAGCUGAAAAUAGUGCUGAGAUUUUUGAUUUAUGGAGAAAUGCUUUCUGUUCUUUCCUAGCGAUUUUUAAGGGCAGCCAGGCCCUUAGUUGGGAGAUUUAGACCGAAAAAUAAAUAAAUAAAUA
This is a messenger RNA of Fukomys damarensis (Damara mole-rat), 4151 nucleotides long. RefSeq names its product oxysterol binding protein like 3 (gene Osbpl3). Bases 264 to 2459 code for a protein of 731 amino acids. Gene Ontology annotation, cellular component: plasma membrane; perinuclear endoplasmic reticulum; intracellular membrane-bounded organelle. Gene Ontology annotation, molecular function: cholesterol binding. The transcript has 21 exons. The record is from RefSeq and is a predicted model, not a curated record. NCBI's taxonomy places the organism in Eukaryota, Metazoa, Chordata, Mammalia, Rodentia, Bathyergidae.